UUGACACAGCUCUCUGCUGAGGGCUUGAGGACGUGUUUCAACAGAUGGUUGGGGUUAGUGUGUGUCAUCACAUUCGAGUGGGGAUUAAGAGAAGGAAGGCUGCCCUGCUGGAGCUGUGUGGUCUUCUCCAAGUGAGAGUUGCAGGCACAUUCAAGGACUUGGCUUUGGGGAAGAAGAGGAGAAAUUCAUUCGCAGCGGGCACAAGAAAAGCGGUAUUUCCAGGUGCUGAGGGCCAGCUGCCAUCAGCUGGAGAAGGUGAAUCUGGCAAAUGACAUGAAGGUUCUUCAAGGCAGACGCAUUGCAGGGAAGCUUCAAAGGACUCCGUCUGCAGAUGUUCUGAAAACCUCUGAGUCUAGGAAUUGAUUAUUCAACCAGGCUACCUAAUUCAAGAACUCGAAGACAGACUUUUUGUCAGCUUCGCGACAUUGGACCAAGUACAAUGAAGAGUACUUGCUGGGCCCUGCUGCUGGCUAUUCUGGGCACUGAACUGCUGGGGAGCUUGUGUUCCACUGUGCGGUCCCAGAGGUUCCGAGGAAGGAUACAACAAGAACGCAAGAACAUCCGGCCUAACAUUAUUCUUGUGCUCACCGAUGACCAGGACGUGGAGCUGGGUUCUCUGCAAGUCAUGAACAAAACGAGAAAGAUCAUGGAGCAUGGCGGGGCCACCUUCACCAACGCCUUUGUGACCACACCCAUGUGCUGCCCGUCACGGUCGUCCAUGCUUACGGGGAAGUACGUGCACAACCACAACGUCUACACGAACAAUGAGAACUGCUCCUCCCCGUCGUGGCAGGCGAUGCACGAGCCUCGGACCUUCGCUGUGUAUCUCAACAACACUGGCUACAGAACAGCCUUUUUUGGAAAAUACCUCAAUGAAUAUAAUGGCAGCUACAUCCCUCCUGGGUGGCGAGAAUGGCUUGGAUUAAUCAAGAAUUCUCGUUUCUAUAAUUACACUGUUUGUCGCAACGGCAUCAAAGAAAAGCAUGGAUUUGAUUAUGCAAAGGACUACUUCACAGACUUAAUCACUAACGAGAGCAUUAAUUACUUCAAACUAUCUAAGAGAAUGUAUCCCCAUAGGCCCAUUAUGAUGGUGAUCAGCCACGCAGCACCCCACGGCCCUGAAGACUCCGCCCCACAGUUUUCAAAACUGUACCCCAAUGCCUCCCAACACAUAACUCCAAGCUAUAACUAUGCACCGAACAUGGACAAACACUGGAUCAUGCAGUACACAGGCCCCAUGCUGCCCAUCCACAUGGAGUUCACCAACGUCCUCCAGCGCAAACGACUGCAGACCCUGAUGUCAGUGGACGACUCCGUAGAGAGGCUGUACAACAUGCUGGUGGAGACGGGAGAGCUGGACAACACCUACAUCAUCUACACGGCCGACCACGGGUACCACAUCGGACAGUUCGGACUGGUCAAGGGGAAAUCCAUGCCGUAUGACUUUGACAUCCGUGUGCCUUUCUUUAUUCGUGGGCCAAGCAUAGAACCAGGGUCCAUAGUCCCACAGAUUGUUCUAAACAUCGAUCUCGCCCCUACCAUCCUGGAUAUCGCAGGGCUUGACACUCCUCCUGACGUGGAUGGCAAGUCUGUCCUCAAACUUCUAGACCUGGAGAAGCCAGGUAACAGGUUUCGAACAAACAAAAAGGCCAAGAUUUGGCGUGAUACAUUCCUAGUGGAAAGAGGGAAAUUUUUACGAAAGAAAGAGGAAGCCAGCAAGAAUAUCCAACAGUCAAACCACUUGCCCAAAUAUGAGAGGGUCAAGGAACUGUGCCAGCAGGCCAGAUACCAGACAGCGUGUGAGCAGCCGGGGCAGAAAUGGCAAUGCAUUGAGGAUACGUCUGGCAAGCUUCGAAUCCACAAGUGUAAGGGACCCAGCGACCUGCUCACCGUCCGUCAGAGCACGCGCAACCUCUACUCUCGCGGCUUGCACGACAAAGACAAAGAGUGCCAUUGUAGGGAGUCUGGUUAUCGAUCCAGCAGAAGCCAGAGAAAGAAUCAAAGGCAGUUCCUGAGGAACCAAGGAACACCAAAAUAUAAGCCCAGGUUUGUGCACACGCGGCAGACUCGGUCCCUGUCUGUCGAAUUUGAAGGCGAAAUAUACGACAUAAAUCUGGAAGAAGAAGAACUGCAAGUGUUACCCCCUAGGAGCAUUGCUAAGCGCCACGAUGAGGGCCACCAGCGGCUGGGAGGCCCUCAGGCUGCUGCUGGUGACAUCAGGAAUGAGAUGCUGGCCGAUAGCAACGACGCGGUGGGGCUGCCCACCACUGUCCGUGUGACACACAAAUGCUUCAUCCUUUCAAAUGAUACAAUCCAUUGUGAGAGAGAGCUGUACCAGUCGGCCAGAGCGUGGAAGGACCAUAAGGCCUACAUCGACAAAGAGAUUGAAGUUCUGCAAGAUAAAAUUAAGAAUUUAAGAGAAGUGAGGGGACACCUAAAGAAAAGGAAGCCGGAGGAAUGUAGCUGCGGUAAGCAGAGCUAUUACAACAAGGAGAAAGGUGUGAAAAGGCAAGAGAAGUUAAAAAACCAUCUUCACCCUUUCAAGGAGGCUGCUGCUCAGGAGGUGGACAGCAAGCUGCAACUCUUCAAGGAGAACCGCCGGAGGAAGAAGGCGAGGAAGGAGAAGAAACGCCAGAGGAAGGGGGAAGAGUGCAGCCUGCCUGGGCUCACCUGCUUCACACAUGACAACAACCACUGGCAGACCGCCCCCUUCUGGAACCUGGGAUCUUUCUGCGCAUGCACAAGCUCCAACAAUAACACAUACUGGUGUUUGCGUACAGUUAAUGAGACACACAAUUUUCUCUUUUGUGAGUUUGCUACCGGCUUUCUGGAGUAUUUUGACAUGAAUACAGAUCCUUAUCAGCUCACGAAUACAGUGCACACCGUGGAAAGGGGCAUUUUGAACCAGCUACACAUACAGUUAAUGGAGCUCCGAAGCUGUCAAGGGUAUAAGCAGUGCAACCCGAGACCCAAGAGCCUUGACGUCGGAACUAAAGAUGGAGGAAGCUAUGACCUACACAGAGGACAAUUAUGGGAUGGAUGGGAAGGUUAGUCAGUCCAGCAUUGCUUCAGACACCAACUGGCAAGGCCUGGAGGAGUUAUCCGGUGUGGAUGACAACACCAAUGAG
Molecule: messenger RNA, 3128 nt
Organism: Microtus oregoni (creeping vole)
Lineage: Eukaryota; Metazoa; Chordata; Mammalia; Rodentia; Cricetidae
Gene: Sulf1
Product: sulfatase 1
Exons: 22
Coding region: 440-3052 (870 amino acids)
Cellular component (GO): plasma membrane; cell surface; Golgi apparatus
Molecular function (GO): N-acetylglucosamine-6-sulfatase activity; glycosaminoglycan binding; calcium ion binding
Source: RefSeq, a predicted model, not a curated record